CGGAGGUCUCUCCCUCCCUCCCUCCCUCCCUCCCUGGCAGUUCCUCCUGGAAGCACCUCCGCCUUCGAGUCGUCGCCUAACGGGCUGAGGAGAGGAGUCGUCGCCAAGGCCGCUCGAUUACAGUAUUUUGUUUCUGAAGAGCCAUCUAAUUCCCCAUCAGAGUUUCCAAAACAUUGAAACUAUUUGAAAAUGUCUCUGUAUCCUUCCUUGGAAGACCUGAAGGUAGACAAAGUAAUUCAGGCCCAGACAUCUUUUGCUUCAAACCCAGCUAACCCAGCAAUUCUUUCUGAAGCCUCAGCACCUGCCUUUCAAGAUGGAAAUUUAUAUCCCAGAUUGUAUCCUGAACUUACCCAAUAUAUGGGUUUAAGCCUGAAUGAAGAAGAGAUACAGAGAAACAUGACAGUAGUUCCUGCUGUACAUUCUCAGGAAAUUAUUGCAAGACCUUCUGCAGUGAAUUGCAUGGUUGCUCCUGUCACUGGAAACGAUGUUGGAAUUCGUCGAGCAGAAAUCAAGCAAGGAAUCCGUGAAAUAAUCUUAUGUAAAGAUCAGGAUGGAAAAAUUGGUCUUCGGCUUAAAUCAGUGGACAAUGGUAUAUUUGUCCAGUUGGUUCAAGCAAAUUCUCCGGCAUCACUUUCUGGCCUGCGGUUUGGGGACCAAGUUUUGCAGAUUAAUGGUGAAAACUGUGCAGGGUGGAGUUCUGAUAAAGCACAUAAAGUUUUGAAGCAAGUUCCUGGAGAGAGAAUUACAAUGAUUGUUCGUGACAGGCCUUUUGGGCGAACUAUUACCAUGCACAAGGACAGCACAGGGCAUGUUGGCUUCAUUUUCAAAAAUGGAAAAAUAACAUCAAUAGUGAAAGACAGCUCUGCUGCUAGAAAUGGACUUCUGACUGAACACAGCAUCUGUGAAAUCAAUGGACAGAAUGUAAUUGGCCUCAAGGAUUCCCAAAUUGCAGACAUCUUGUCAACAGCUGGAAAUAUAGUGACCAUCACCAUUAUGCCUUCUCAGAUCUUUGAACACAUGAUUAAGAGGAUGGCUUCAAGCGUUAUGAAAAGCCUGAUGGAUCACAGUAUUCCCGAGGUUUAAGAUUACUUUUGGAGACAUCUAAUGAAGAAACACUGCUGAUCAUGGCCUGUUAUUACUUUGCAACAUUUGUUCUGCACAUGAGCCUUUCUUUAAGCCAAGAUAAAUGAUGCUACAUUGAGCAUUUGCAUUAUGUUAUGGCUGGGAAUGUCCAAUCCAACAUAUUACCUGGUUCACAUUGCAGCCUUAUACUAGGUUUGACAAAACGAACUGUAUAACGCUUUUUCAUAAGGUUUUGCUGUAAAGUUCCAACACUUUCUGUAAGCUAUUGGCAUAGAUAAAAAAAUCAGUGUACCUUGAAAGUGUUAGUAUUUGCUGUUUGUGAUCAAAGUAUACAGCUGCUGCUUGUACUUUUUCGAGACUUCAUUUUUCUACUACCAUUCUGUCUGCAUUGAUCUUUCAAUUAUGUGUAAUGAUAGUUAACUGGUUCUAGUAAUCAUGUUUACAAAGCAUGCCGGUUACACUGAGCAUAGCUCGUAUUUAUCAUUCCAUAGACAUUUUUAGUAGUAAGUUGUACAGAUGAGCAUUUGCUUGUCUAAUUACUCACUUACAAAAUGAAUCUAAUUUGCUUAAAGUCUGUUGCCUUAACCAUCUUAAAUGAGAAAUAAAAAAUAAACUUUUUACAA
Molecule: messenger RNA, 1706 nt
Organism: Anolis sagrei ordinatus
Lineage: Eukaryota; Metazoa; Chordata; Lepidosauria; Squamata; Anolidae
Gene: SDCBP
Product: syndecan binding protein
Biological process (GO): positive regulation of transforming growth factor beta receptor signaling pathway
Cellular component (GO): plasma membrane; cytoplasm
Molecular function (GO): syndecan binding
Source: RefSeq, a predicted model, not a curated record